Lolium rigidum is the source of this 729-nucleotide messenger RNA. RefSeq lists its product as uncharacterized. The transcript has a single exon. The record is from RefSeq and is a predicted model, not a curated record. Lineage: Eukaryota; Viridiplantae; Streptophyta; Magnoliopsida; Poales; Poaceae. The coding region runs from base 1 to 729 and encodes 242 amino acids.
AUGGCGGCCGGCCAGUACCACCGCUACGCGAAGUUGAAGGUCAGCUACGGCGGGAAGAUCGAGCGCUCCUCGCAAGGCGGCCAGCCGAAGUACAACGGCGGCCACAACAAGAUCAUGAAGGUCCCCCGGUCCAUCUCGCUGCGGGAGUUCCAUGACCGGCUGGCGGCGCUAGCGAAUUGCGUCAAGGUAGACAUCCAGUAUGUCAGCCCCAGCGACACCCUGCACGCGCUCCGCGACGUCGAGACCGACGCCGACCUGCGGCAACUGCUAGACUGGGCGCUCCUCCGGGACCUGCAGAUGAACCUGCGUGGCGCCAGGACGUCGAACGAGUUCGUCUCCCACGUCCGGGUGUUCGUGCUCCCCGUGGCCUCGGACGUCCCACGGCCGCUCCCUGAGUCGCUCUUUUCCUCCGCUCCGACGACCGAGACGACGCCGGCGCCUCCACCAUCCUGUCUCAACAAGCGGAGCGCGUCGGCGCCCUCACUGUCUGCGAAUCCGGCGGAUGACACGUCCAACCCGCCCUCUCCCUCUGUCCUCCAGCGGAGCGCAUCCGCGUCCGCGUUAACACAGCCAUCGAAGGAGGACGAUACGACGACAUCAAUCACGGCGACGGGUGUUCCAGUAGUGCCGGUCCUAAUGUACCAGCCGGUGUUCCAAGUGUGCCAGGGAGUCGUCGUGUCAUCCGGAUAUCUUGCGUGGUUCUCCUCUGCGCCGCUUAAAACAUAUUAG